UCUAUAAUAUAUACAAUCACAAAAAAUUUAAUUAUUAUAUACAUUUGUAUAGAAAAUUUCUUAACAAACAUGUUCUCAGCUUACGCUUAUUUAUCUGCUUAUGACAGACAUAAAAAGCUUAUAAAUGACUAUCUGUUAUUAAAAGGAGAAACUGUAACAUCUUUAAAGCGAGACACGUCCCGAGAUAAGAGAGACUAUGAUGUUAUCAAAGAGAAUCAUAAAUUUCUAUGGGAUGAGGAUGAAGACCAACCUAGUACGUGGGAAGCUCGAUUAGCUAAAAAAUACUAUGAUAAAUUGUUUAAAGAAUAUUGUAUCUGUGAUUUGACUUAUUAUAAAUACAACAAGGUUGCGUUGAGAUGGAGAACAGAGAAGGAAGUGAUCGUAGGCAAAGGACAAUUUGAAUGUGGCAAUAAAAAAUGUACUUUAAAAGAAGACCUUCGUUCAUGGGAAGUUAACUUUGGUUAUAUUGAACAUGGAGAAAAGAAAAAUGCUUUAAUAACACUGCGUCUAUGCCCAGAAUGUUCAAUGAAAUUAAAUUAUCGAUCUCAAAAGCGUGAAGUAAAAAGAAACAAGGCAUUAAAACGUCUAGGAUCACAUCCUAAAUCUGAUAUUGAAAAACCUAGUACAUCCGAUGAUACAUCUAAUAAUACGAGAAUCAAAGAGAAUGAAGAUCUUUCAACGGCUGAAAAUGUUGAUAAUACUGUGGAUGAAGAAUUGAAAGUUGAGAAAUCUAAUAUUUGGAAAGAGAAACCCGUAGAAUCAAUAGAACGAUCAAGAGAAGAAGAAUUUGAAGAAUAUCUCGCUGACUUAUUCAUGUAAAAAAAAAAUAUAAUUUUUUUUCAUAGCUAUAUAUCUACCAUAUUCAUAUGAUAAUAACUAUUUUCCUAUAAUAUCAAUAGUGGAUAUAUAUUAGUAGUAUUAA
Molecule: messenger RNA, 922 nt
Organism: Polistes dominula (European paper wasp)
Lineage: Eukaryota; Metazoa; Arthropoda; Insecta; Hymenoptera; Vespidae
Product: protein FRA10AC1 homolog
Biological process (GO): dephosphorylation
Molecular function (GO): phosphatase activity
Source: RefSeq, a predicted model, not a curated record